GCUACGGAGGGAGGGAUACACGGUGCAGGUCAGCGUCAAUGACUACCUGGACAUCUACUGCCCGCACUACAACACCACCCAGCGAGGGACGCUAGAACGUGUCGUGGCCGAGCAGUACAUCCUCUACAUGGUCAGCUACCGCGGCUACCGCACCUGCGACCCCCAGCUGGGAUUCAAACGCUGGGAGUGCAACCGGCCCCAUGCGCCUCACGCGCCCAUCAAGUUCUCUGAGAAGUUCCAGCGCUACAGCGCCUUCUCCCUGGGCUAUGAGUUCAAUGUGGGCCAAGAGUACUACUAUAUCUCUGCCGUCACCCACAUGUAUUGGCAGUGU
This is a messenger RNA of Seriola dumerili (greater amberjack), 331 nucleotides long. RefSeq names its product ephrin-A3-like. NCBI's taxonomy places the organism in Eukaryota, Metazoa, Chordata, Actinopteri, Carangiformes, Carangidae. The record is from RefSeq and is a predicted model, not a curated record. Gene Ontology annotation, cellular component: plasma membrane. The transcript is spliced from 2 exons. The annotation marks the transcript as partial. Gene Ontology annotation, biological process: ephrin receptor signaling pathway; axon guidance. Gene Ontology annotation, molecular function: ephrin receptor binding.